Porites lobata is the source of this 453-nucleotide messenger RNA. NCBI's taxonomy places the organism in Eukaryota, Metazoa, Cnidaria, Anthozoa, Scleractinia, Poritidae. The record is from the annotation of a GenBank genome assembly.
AUGGCAGCGCCUUCGACUUCGACUUCGAGCGAGGCUUGCAAGUAAGUCACGAGCUAAAACUGGAAAUAGUGAAUGCUGGAGUCUUCUGCAUACUCUUCUCGUCUCUUGUACCGUUGCAAUUCUCGAUUUAUUGCGUUCAUCUGCGGCUAAAAGCCAAUUUUAAGCCUGUAUUAUUUAAUUUAAUUUUAUUAAACUGCGUGUGUUUUGAUGCUUCUCUUUAGUUCAGUAAUGUUUUGGACUCAUGAUCAUGAAGCCAUUCUAUGCAGAGAAGUCGUCAAUGUAAAUUCCUACACAACUAAGAAAGGGUCAACACAAAGAAGUAGAAUGUGGGAAAAAAUAGCAGACAACUUGAACAAAUUCACUGUGCCGAAAUUCAGGGUUGAUAAGCGAUCAGUCCGAGACCACGUGGGAAUCCUUGUUUACAAGCAUAAGAAGAAACUUCUAGCGGAGUAA